Peromyscus leucopus (white-footed mouse) is the source of this 6010-nucleotide messenger RNA. It is a transcript of the gene Arl15, whose product is annotated as ADP ribosylation factor like GTPase 15. The transcript is spliced from 5 exons. NCBI's taxonomy places the organism in Eukaryota, Metazoa, Chordata, Mammalia, Rodentia, Cricetidae. Gene Ontology annotation, molecular function: GTPase activity; GTP binding. The record is from RefSeq and is a predicted model, not a curated record. Bases 2856 to 3428 code for a protein of 190 amino acids.
AUAUGUCAAUAUAUAUUUAAACGUCAAAUGAUUUCAUAGAACCCGUAAAAGUCAGCUGUGAAUCCCAGUUCUCACUUACUUCUCUGAUUUUCCCCCUUGUCAACUAUUUGGCUGGUUUUGUUUUUUAUUUAUUGCUGUCCUCCUGGUCAGUGUGCUCAUGUCUCUUCUUCUCUCCUUUCUACUGCUGUCCCCUGUGGUCCCCUGCUUUGAAAGGAAGAUUAACUCUUUCCUCCCCAGCAAACGACCUUUUUUUUUUUCCCCUCUCUGAUCUUCUUCCCCUCAAGACUCCCAGGAUGGUUAAGGCUGUGGAUUUGGGUAGAUCCGAGUCUCCACACUGCUGUGUAACUUUAAAAAUGUCAAGCCGGGUUGCCAUCUGCUACACUACGCUGAUGCUCCCGCAUUCGAUUUUCAUUGGCGUGAAUUGUUGUGAUGUUUUGUUAUUUACUUAGUUUCUAGGUCACUAGUUUUUUCUCAUUUUGUUCCCCCACUUCCCACACACAAUUGUACAAAUCUUCUCUUCCUGAUGUGAUAAUCUUGAUGUUAGUGACACUUCUUCCAGAACCCCUGGUCUGCACCUUUUCGGGGCUGAUUGCUGCCCUGGGCUGUGUGGCUCUCAUCCAUGGCGGCCCCUGAAUUGCCAUGUGGGGGACCUCUUUCUCCUGUGAGGUCUGCUGGCAUCCAGGUCUUCUUUCUUCGUCACCCCAGGGUGCACUGGAGGUCAGGAUUUUGAGACCUUUCUUAUCAGGCUCAUGAUUGAUGGCUUAGUUGGUACGGAGCCCUGGGUUGGGCAUUAUUUUCCCUCGCGAUUUCAAAGGCAUUUGUGCCAUUUGUUUUUAUGUCUCUAGCGUGGCAUCUAGAGGAACCACCCUGGUUUGUCCUCACGCCUUCGUCCCCAGCUUUCGUGGUGUUGGCAGGAUUUUGUUUGUUUUUAAUGGCGGUUGGCAGCUGUCGUUUCCUGACAUUCCACGCUGUGCUUUGGUGGAGAAAACCCAAACCCUAAGUUCCGCAACAUCGUCUUGGAAUUUCCCCCAUUUCCCCCUUGAUCUCCUAUAGCAAUCCUUAAUUUUCAAAGCUUUCAGGUUGUGUUAUUCAGCUACGUCCUAUUUUCUGGGGAGAUUCCCCCGCCCCUUGAAAUUUGAGCCUUUUUUUGUAUUUCAAAUUUCUGUUCGCCACUCUUCUUCUGCUUGUUUUAUGAUAUCCCACUGGUGAUUUUCUUUCGUGGGUGCCAUGUAUUUUAUUUAUUUACUUAACUUCAGAAAACAUUUAUUUAUUUGAGACAGGGGGAAAUGUUUAGUUCUUUAUGCAUCUGAGCGUUUGCCUGCACGCAUGUCAAGUACCACGUGCUUGCCUGGCACCCUCGGAGGUCGGAAGAGGAUGGUUAGAUCUCCCUGGGACUGGAGUGACAAACACUUGUGAGCCACCACAUGGGUGCUGGGGACUGAACCUGGAUCCUCUGUAAGAGCUGCCGGUUGUCUGUACUUCUGGGCCAUCUCUCUGCUACCUAGUGACUUUCUUUUGAGACUCUGGCCCUUGCAUUUCUGAACCUCUUACCUCCACCUUCCAAGGGCUAGGAUUACAGGCUGUGUCCCAAUGCCCGGUCCAUACUGGCUCUUAUGCAUGCCAGGAGAGUACUCACUCUGCUGAGAACUGUAUGAUGCCCCGUCUCCAUGUCUUUUAACUUCAGACUUUAAAAAUACGUGUAUAUAAACUUACACGCUCUAUCUCUGCUUACUCUGAGCUAUUAUUUUUUUUUAUGCAUUUUUUGUUGUCUUUUCUCAUUAAUAGCUUUUCUCAGAUGUCUGGCAAUCCUUGUUUGUCUACUUACAUUCAAGAGUAUUAGGUCUUUUAUUGGAGGAGUUCUCAAUAAUCAGAUCUUCAGGCGAUCUCUCUUAGGCUGGCCAGAUAGUCUACACGAGAAUCUUUCAAGCCCCCAGUGUUAGGAUGAUAGUCAUGGAAGUCAGGACUCCGGAGGCAACUGUGGAUAGUGCUGGACACUGUGCGUCCACUGUACUCCAGUCUCACUUUGUUCUUCUGUGUGCUUUGUAAACUUGUGCCUGAGGGAUCCUAGACGUGAGACCUUGUUUGAGCUUUUCAGGGAAAAGAUGUGAAGUCUUUGGUGGUUGGGCAGUUACCUGGCCCCAUGAAGUCGGGGAGAGGUCUAAAAUCCAAUCCCUUCUUCAGAGGGCUUUGAGCUAGUCUGUUUGUAGUACUGUGUCCAUCGGCUUCUGGAACCUGGAUCUGCUCCUCGCUGAGCUUCUCAUCCGUUCUGUGGGAGCCAUUUGCAGUUCACUUCCCCACUCUGCUUGUUUGGACCAUGUGAUGAGGUUGGCAGCAUCAGUUACUGCGUGGUCCUCUGUGCCCUGCUGGCCUGAUGAUUGUAGCUGGGUCUGACGUCCAAGCGCCUGCAACACGAUUUGAAAAGUUAUCUCUUUUAAAAUUAUUGUGGUGCAGUUUCAGGGGCAGGUCUUCAACUUGCCACUUGGCUCAGAAGCCUUCCUCUUCUUUUCCUCGCCGACAAGCAGUCUGUCCCGGAGGAUAGAUGUCAGGUGAGCCUUUCCCUGGACAGUGGUCCUGAACAGAAGCACACAUGGUCUCUGAUUAGAGCCUGCGCCUUUCCUGUUUCUAGGAAGAGGUAACAUUGUGGGGUCAUAGUGGAUGGUGUAGAUGCAUGCUGUCUUAUUCUCCUCUUGCAUGCCCAGGGGACUGGCACAGUCACACUCUGAAGGAGUGGAGUUAGGAGUGUGUCGCUGCUCUCAAUGGCUUUGGAUCCCUUUUCACGGUCUGUUUGUCAUGUGGCGUUGGCCUCCUCUUCCGGAAGAUCAAGGCAUCUCUCUGUGGAGCGUGGGUGAUCAGCAAUGGAGUGUUUUCGAGCACUUUGCUGCAAGGGACCACCACCUGCGCGCCCUGAAUAUGAUUUGGUUUGCAUAGGUCUCACAGGCUCUGGGAAGAGCAGUCUGUUGUCCAAGCUCUGCAGCGAGAGCCAGGAGAGCGUCGUGUCCACCACAGGUUUUAGUAUAAAGGCAGUGCCAUUCCAGAAUGCCAUCUUGAAUGUAAAAGAACUUGGAGGAGCUGACAAUAUCCGGAAAUACUGGAGCCGCUACUACCAAGGAUCUCAAGGAGUCAUAUUCGUAUUAGACAGCGCCUCUUCAGAGGACGACUUGGAAACGGCUAGAAACGAACUGCACUCGGCUCUUCAGCACCCACAGCUGUGCACUUUGCCCUUUUUAAUAUUGGCCAAUCAUCAAGACAAGCCCGCAGCCCGAUCAGUGCAAGAGAUCAAAAAAUAUUUUGAACUUGAACCACUUGCUCGUGGAAAACGCUGGAUUCUGCAGCCCUGCUCGGUAGAUGACAUGGACGCACUGAAAGACAGCUUCUCUCAGCUCAUAAACUUGUUAGAAGAAAAAGACCUUGAGGCGAUGAGAAUGUGAAAUCUGACACAAAAGAUCCCCGAAAGCCUUGAGCCAUCAUGUUAGUUUCCCGUUCUGAUUUCAUGUUGGUGUCAAGACUGUCCAUGGCUGCAGUAUCUGUUUUCCUCUAGCUAUUUCAGACUUUCAUCUCUCUGUUAAAGUGACUGUUCUGUACAUCAGGUGAAUUAGCAUCGGCAUUAACGUCAAGUACACACUACUGAAAGAGAAUUUAUUCUCUGUUUACCACUAAUAAUCUUCAUGGCAUGUCUCUUCCUUCUGUUGGUCUAAGACUCUCUUCUAUACUUUGUGCUAAAGUGGAUGGAGCUCACAGCUCAUGGGAAUGAAACCCCUUCUGAAGAAAGAAAGACUCACAUGUCUUCACUAAUUCUCCCUGGGCUUGAGAUGGGAGGAUUGUAACUGACUCCACAUGAUGUGUAUGCCAUUUCCAUUUCCAUGAUCUCUUAGGGGUUUGAGUUUUUUACAUUUUAUUUAUCUUGUCUGUUCUUCAUAUUAGUGUGUGUGUGUGUGUGUGUGUGUGUGUGUGUGUGUGUGUGUUGAUUUUGUAGGCUAUGAGUGAACGAUGACCACCCAGAGCUUCACCCAAUCAUCUUUUCAUAAACCUGGCUCUCUCUCAGGACCUAGAAAGCAGAUGUGCACUGAUUGUGUGAUUCUGCCUGCAGCCAUGUUCCCUCCCUUAGGAGGAGGGCAUCCUAGUUGAGAGAGUCGGAGCACAUUUAGGCAAGUACAGGCAUCACUGAUUCCCAUUUGAUCGAGUCCGCAAAUAUUUCUUAAUAGAGUCAUUAGUCUGCAAAAAAAAACAAGCCGCGACAUAAACAUUUGCUUUUUCUAAAAAGUCAGAAAUGUUUGAAUGAAAUCAAGAAAAUGGCGUUUCAAAUAAUAAAACCUAACAGCCAAAGUUUAAUUCACGGUUAGGAUUGAAGCUGGCAUGGAUUGGCUCAAACUCAAAGACAAAUCCUAUUAUCUACUCAUCAAGUGCUGAUGUUGCUGAGGGGGCCCUGCUUAUUAGGCCUCCACUUAGUAGUUACAGGUAUGUCAGUAUUGCUAUUAUAAACCUCUAUUUUCAGGGGUGUCAAUGUGCCCUUAGAGUAUGCUGGGCUACAGCAAAUUCAUUGGGGGCCUAGACUCAGUCUUUGGAACUAAUUUUUUCCACUUAAUUUAAAUGAUAAAAUUGCAUAGAACAAUGUACAGUUUUAGUAAGAUUUAACACCUUUGACCUUUUCUAAAUCAGGAAUAAUCUAUGAAGAUUGACAUUCAUGGGCGAAAUAUUUAUUGGCACAUCUUGCAAACUUCUGACUACUUAUUAAGUAUAUACUAAGUGGCCAAAUGAUAGAAAACUGCUCCCUACACCCAAGCAAUAAAAAUGUGUCUGUCAUUUUUAGGUAGUAUAGACUGAUAGCCUAGACACCACAGACUCAGUGCCGCAUUUAUCACAGGGUGACGGAAAACCUGUGACUCUCUAGAGGAUAGUCUCCAAACCCCUCACAGUGCUCAGAUGUAGCAUUUGAGAUUUCAUCUUGUAAAUGGAUUUUAAUAAAACAGUCCCACACUUCUUUAAGCCUAUAUAUAUAUAUAUGUAUAUGUAUGUAUAUGGCGUACACCAGAGAAGGAUCCAUGACGACUCAUUUGGUAUAAAGUAUCCCUGAAUAUUUUCAACACCGUGUGAUAAUCCACGGGCAGCACAAACCUUUAAUUCCGAUUGACCAGUUACACAAUUCCUGUUUUUACUUUGUCCUCUCUUGCUCAUCUUCCGUGAAAAGAGAUAAAUAAAUAAAUGAUUUUUUUUUUCUCCAGGCUUCGCUCUGCCUGCAGGUUCAUUAAAUGUAGAAUGUUGUCUUUUGGAAGACACUGUGGCUGUGUGCUCCUUACCAUCUGUUAAAUGACUUCCCGUUGCCUGUGUGUGUUCGUGCGCGUGCGCGCCGGCACUGGGCUUCUCUGCAGCAGCCCGGAGACUGUCUGCAGCGUCGCAGCCGUCAGAAUGAAAACAUGAUCAAUCAGUACCCAACAACAGCUGUUUUUGACAAGUUUCUGUCUGACGCCUAAUGCUUUACAACUGUCGAUAAGGCUCUCUCUUUGUCUAGCAGGUCGGAGCGCGCUGUCUUCCCGCUCGUCUUGGCAACCAGUCUCUGUAACCCUAGAAUUUGCCGCGUUUGGGAGAACACGCGUGGGGGAGGGGAGAGGGAAGGGAAGGGGCUGUGCGGUCUUGUUCUUACUUCCAUGUAAAGUGCCACAGGUGUCUUAGUUUGCAUAUUCAGAUACAUAGGAAAACAGUCUGUUGUGUAUUUCUUCAGUUAGCAUCUUGUUAUAUUUAUGGAAGUGACCCAUUUUUUGUACCUUCUUAGCUGAAGCAGUUGCCUUUUUUUAUACUGGCAAUUAAUUUAUAUAAGACUUUGUAUCUACCGUAGUUUACAGUAUUGGUUGCUGGGUAACUGCCAUAUUACCCUGUCUUUCUAUUGAGAUAUAUAUAAUCUAUACUUAAAAGUUGACAGGUUCAUGUGGACAUUUGCUAGGCAAGGAGAACUCUGCCUCGUCCGUGAUUUAUAUGAUUUCCACUAUCUUGGAAUGAAAAUAAAUGCUUAGUAGAA